Molecule: messenger RNA, 3162 nt
Organism: Lachancea lanzarotensis
Lineage: Eukaryota; Fungi; Ascomycota; Saccharomycetes; Saccharomycetales; Saccharomycetaceae
Gene: LOS1
Product: LALA0S07e03664g1_1
Exons: 1
Coding region: 1-3162 (1053 amino acids)
Biological process (GO): tRNA re-export from nucleus
Cellular component (GO): nuclear matrix; nuclear pore; cytoplasm
Molecular function (GO): tRNA binding; small GTPase binding
Source: RefSeq, a predicted model, not a curated record
AUGAUUCAACAAAUUCAACACGCCGUCGAAAUUGCCAAUUCGUCUACCACUGACAAUGUGUUGAAACGACAGGCUCUAGACUUUUUGGAAGAAGCCAAGACAAGUGGUUCGGCAGCCCAGGUAUUUGCCUCUCUCUUGCAAGAUGCGGCAAGCACAGAUGUCAGCAAGUUUGUGGCAUUGCAGGUUUUGAGUGAUCUAGUGGUGGCCAGCUCCGGCGAACAGCUGGAAUUCCUAAAAAACACAUGUGUGGAGCUUUUGCGCACCAGAGGGGCAGCGAACAGUAAAGUAGAAGAACCCGAAUACGUCAGGAAUAAGGUUGCAGAAAUGGCAACGCGGCUUUUCUACUGUAUGUACGGCGAGUGCAACAACAAUUUGUGGCCUACGUUUUUCGACGAUCUGCUUCAACUGCUCAGCAUUGAUGGGUUACAAACCGGUACAUCAGCCGAAUUUUCCAGUGUGGGCCUUGAUCUCUUUUUGAAGAUCGCUCUGGCGGUCAAUUCAGAAAUUGCAGAGCAGACCUUCGUGAGAUCUAAAGACAUUCAAUCUAAGAAUAACGACCUCAAAGACACCAUGAGAGUACGAGACGUACAGCUCUUAUCUUCACUUUGGCUGAACACGCUGAAGCUCUUCAAAUUGCAACAAUUUCCAGCUCAGCUUGCUAAUCUUACACUCUCUUGCAUCGGUUCGUACAUUUCUUGGAUAGAAAUUAAUUUGAUUGUGAACCCCGAAUAUAUCAACAUUAUCUUCGAUUUUUUGGACCAACCUACUUCUAAAAUUGCAUGCGCACAGUGCCUGUGCGAAAUCAUUUCCAAGAAAAUGAAAUCAGGAGAUAAACUCGCUUUGUUGAGUAUGCUCAAUUUGACAGAAAAAGUUGUUAGUGUGGGGGACGAUGACCUUGAGGUCCAAGAACAAUUAGCUAACUUGGUUGCAUCCGUUGGUCUCGAAGCUUCGAUAAUUCUGGAUCGGUGCAACGAAGACACAUCAGGACAAGAAUCUCAAGAAAUUGCAAGCGCUGCUGACAGGUUAAUUAUACAUCAAGUUUCUCCAUUGGUGUUGAAAUUUAUGGAGCAUGAAUAUGAUUCAGUCACUCAGCAAUGCUUCCAAUUUAUCUCUCAUUAUCUUCAGUUUCUGAAAAAGUUCUUUGCGUUGGGUGGAAAACCUGGCAGUGCUGUUGCCAUGAAUUCGAAAAGACUUUUGUUAGACUCCGAUCACGAAAACUUCCUGGAUAGUCUAAUAAAAGUAUGCAUGAAGAAAAUGAUGAUAGAUGAGAGCUGUGAUGAGGAUUCAAUAGACGAUAUUGACGAAUUUAACGAGACCAUUAGGUCAAAACUUAAAAUAUUUCAGGAUACCAUAGCGAUAAUAAAUCCGGGAAUUUACCUGAGGAAUGUUGUGGAAAAUGUACAGGGUCUUUUGGGCUCAACCGACUGGAGGCAGCUCGAAUUUGCCCUCUAUCAAAUGCAUAAUUUAGCAGAAAGCAUCCGCAACAAUCUAUUUGGCGUUACAAAGAAGGAAAUAACCUCUUCAGAACCUCACAAUGUCAUGUGUCGCUUCAUGGCGACGUUGCUAGACAGCACCAACAUUUUCAUGGUUCAAAAUGCAUUAGUACAGGUGUCCUUCUUCGAGCUCAUCGUGAGACACCAUUUGUUUUUGCAGGCGUCUUCAAAAGACGAAAUCACUCUUUUGAAUACAUUCUGCAGCGAACUUGGGAUGUUUAGCAGCAAGGAAAGGGUAAGAUUGAGGACAUGGUACCUGUUUACUCGCUUCGUCAAGUUAACUAAACCAAAACUAGCAGCAGAGCCUCUUUCUCAGCUGCUCAUCAAGAUAUCCCAGUUGCUGGUUAUCAAAGCGGUGGAAACAACACAGCAGUCACCAGAGCACAAUGUCACAUUUAACAAUCAACUUUACUUAUUUGAUGGAGUUGGGAUGCUAAUCGGUGCUAGUUCAGACUCGACUUAUAAUUUACUCGACGGUGUUUUGGUUCCCCUCUUUUCCAGCUUGGAGUCCUGCAUCUCAGACCAAACUAAGUCGUCAAAUGGGGUGAUGCAAGCCCAUCAUGUUCUAAUGGCGAUUGGUACUGUAGCCCGAGGCAUUCAUUCCGGGUUGGUGCCAGACAAUCAGGUCAAUAGCACAGAGGUUGCGAGUAAAUUUUUUUCACGAGCGCUGGUUGAAAAGUUCUCGAACGUGGCCGAAGUAAUACUGGUUACGUUCUCUUACUUUAACAAACACGAAGUUAUACGUGAUGCGACUAGGUUCGCUUUUGCGCGUUUGAUCCCGAUUUUAAAUGAGGAGAUUUUGCCAUUCACAAGUCGGUUAAUUGCUAUAUUUUUGACGUCUGAUCUUAAGGUUUUGGAAUUGAACGAUUUCUUGGGAUUUCUGGGUCAGAUUGUACACACUUUUCACAAGAGUGAUGUUUGCUAUCAACUGCUAAACAAUUUACUUUCGCCGGUCAUCGAGAAAGUCUUCAACGCAGUUGCUCAGGAAGAAAGCGAUGCCGAAUCAGUCCAAAGCAGCGUCAUGGCGUCAAGCAUCAUUAAAAAUACAAAUGAAAAAAAUGUUGUAAUAACGGACUCUUUUCGUGACAAGAUCCUUCUGAAAAAGGCAUAUUACAAUUUUUUGCAGUCAUUUGUGACCAAUCACUCCACUUCUCUGUUUUUGACGGAAUCAAACAGGGCUGUGCUACCCAUAGUGCUAGAAGAUCUACUCAGUUACACUCCAGAUGAAAUACAGGAAACCUCGUCGAUGAAACUUGCUCUAAAUGUAUUGGUCAAUUUUGUCAAGUUUUUGGGAACGGGUACGUGCACAGACGCAGAGGAUCCCAAUGCUAACAAUUUUGGAAAACUGGAUGGGCUGGGAGAAUUUUUCAUUGCUAGAAUCAUUCCACUUGUUUUCGAGAUACCAUUCAAACCGGAGUACGGAUUCAACGUCCGAGAUGCCAGCUGCAGAGUAGUUGCGUGCGACCUUUCUAGGUCGUUGAAAGCAUUACACAGAAUUUAUGAGCAGUCAAAUUCAAACCUGUGCAUCAACUACCUGACCGAAAACUAUUUCCCUCAGGUCCAAUUUCCCGAUCAACUAUCAGCCGAGUUUGUCAAUGCAUUGGUGAACAGCGACGACAAAAGCUUCGAAAAGUAUUUUGUGACUUUUAUAUCGAACAUGGUGGGUUAA